Messenger RNA from Bombina bombina (fire-bellied toad), 4097 nucleotides. RefSeq names its product transient receptor potential cation channel subfamily M member 2. The transcript is spliced from 29 exons. Gene Ontology annotation, molecular function: ligand-gated calcium channel activity. Gene Ontology annotation, cellular component: membrane. Gene Ontology annotation, biological process: calcium ion transmembrane transport. Bases 105 to 4028 code for a protein of 1307 amino acids. Lineage: Eukaryota; Metazoa; Chordata; Amphibia; Anura; Bombinatoridae. The record is from RefSeq and is a predicted model, not a curated record.
UGUGUGAGGAGACUUUACAGUGAUUCCUGCUCCCUGUGCACACCCUGCUGUGAUGGGCCCCCAGUAAAGGUGAUGUACCCGAUGCCUAACUAGACAGUAAAAUAAUGGGCAACACAAAGACCAAGCAACCUGCUCCGCAGCAGAGGAGUAUGGCUAUGGAUAAUUAUUCAAAAAAAGUGCAGUCACCGUACCGUCCUGGCACUGCAGAUGGAAAGAAAAAGAAGAAAACUACAGUUCAGUUCAUGGAUGAAGAGAAAUCCUAUUGCCGGUUGAAUACAUGCGAUUUACGAGUGAAAAUGGUGUUGGGUUCCCAUAACCGACGUGUACUUAGCUUGUCCGAAAAUGGUCCCAGGGAGUUGGCAUCACGGCUUGUGCUUCAGCCGCUCAAACCACGACACUGCCCAGAGCCUUCCCCUGGUAGAACGGUGGUAUCUCGGAAGCCCUUGGUUCAUCACAUGUUUCUUAUAGAUAACAUUGUGCUCACGCCUGUGGAGUUAUUAAUCAUCUCGAGGACACUUUUUCAUUUACUAACAGAUAGAAUUGACCUUUUCAUAAUGGCUUUGCAGGGUGGUGCUCCAGCUCAGUAUGCCAUGGACGAGGGCUCUCAGGGUGCUCUCUGCUGCCUUGAUAAUAACCACACUCAUUUUAUCCUGGUGGAUGAUGGGACACAUGGAAAAUAUGGAGUAGAGAUUCCACUGAGGACUAAGCUGGAGAAGUUCAUCUCAGAACAAACCAUGGUGAGAGGAGGCUCUGCCAUUAAGAUCCCGAUAGUCUGUGUGGUGCUGGAGGGAGGACCUGGAACUCUUGAUACCAUAUACAACUCCAUGUGUAAUAACACCCCGUGUGUCAUCGUGGAAGGCUCAGGACGUGUUGCUGAUAUAAUCGCACAGGUAGCGCACUUCAGCCCAUCCAGAGUCACCAUAUCUCUGGUUAAGGACAAGCUUCAAAACCUUUUCCAGGACACCUACGAGAGCUUCACGGAGACCCAGAUUGUGUCCUGGACAAAGAAGAUUCAGGAUAUUGUGCGCAUGGGGUCACUUCUUACUGUCUUGCGAGAAGAGAGGGGUCACGAGGAGGGGAUGGAUGUGGCCAUUCUGCAGGCGCUCCUUAAAGCCUCACAGAGCACUGAUCGCUAUGGUCAGGAGAACUGGGAUCAUCAGCUCAAGUUGGCUGUGUCAUGGAAUCGCCCAGAUAUCGCCAAGACUCAGAUAUUCACUGAAGACUGGACAUGGAAGCCCUCAGACUUGUACCCAGUUCUGCUCGUCUCUCUGAUUGAGAACAAGCCAUCCUUUGUUCGUCUCUUCCUGGAACUGGGCGUCAGUAUCUCAGAGUUUCUGACGUGGGACACUCUUACAAUAUUGUACAACAACCUUGAGCCAUCCGGUCUAAUCCACAACAAGCUGGAGAGACAGAUCAGCCUGGAAGGGUUUUCUCGCCAUCAGCUUCAUACAGAAGUGCAACUACAUCAUGUAUCCCGUGUCCUGCAGGAGCUACUGGGGGAAUUCACUGAACCAUUUUACUCAGAGUCACGGAGGGUACAGAACAUGACUACCAUAACCAUUAAGAUUCCACGGAAGGUGGGCUCCUGGAAGAUGCGGCCACAGAGACAUUUAGAGCACCCAGUUAGAGACCUAUUGAUAUGGUGCAUCGUGCAGAACCGCGCAGAGCUGGCUGAUAUAAUAUGGAGUCAGAGUAAUGACUGCAUUGCGGCGGCUCUAGCCUGUAGUAAGAUCCUGAAACAACUCUCUAAGGAGGAAGAGAACACUGAAAACAUGGAGGAUAUGAAAAAGCUAGCUGAUAUGUAUGAAGAAAGAGCAGUUGGGGUAUUUUCAGAGUGUUGCUCGAAUGAUGAGAAACGAGCGGAGCUGCUACUUACUCGCGUGUCUCCAACUUGGGGGAAGACGACAACAUUAGAACUGGCUCAAGAGUCACAAGGCCGGAUCUUUAUGUCUCACGGUGGUGUGCAGAUGUUUCUCACUAGGACCUGGUGGGGGUUCCUCUCUGUGGACAAUGGAUUUAUAAACAUUCUCCUGUGUAUGCUGUUCUUCCCUCUUAUAUACAGCGGCCUCAUUACCUACAGAAAUGAUAUUGUCAAAUCUAAGUCUUAUCCCGAUCAGUAUGGAACACGAUCCCCGACAGGGUCCAAAAGUCACCCGGAGAAGUCUAAGCGCAAACGUCUUUUUAAAAGUCCUCCACCAUACAGCUGUGCCUGGAAGUUCCUCAUGUUUUUCACGGCUCCUAUAGUGAAGUUUUAUGGAAAUGUUGGGUCAUACCUGGGCUUCCUCUGGCUUUUCGCCUAUGUCAUAAUGAUGGAUUUCCAAACGUUCCCGUCAUGGAGAGAAUAUUUGCUGUAUGUCUGGGUCUUCUCUAUCUUCUGCGAAGAGCUCCGCCAGCUGCUGUACGACCCGGACAAGCUGGGGUUUGUGGUAAAGUCUGUCCAGUACAUCUCUGAGUUUUGGAAUCGGGUGGACUCUUCGGCCCUUAUCCUGUUUGCUGUUGGUUUAAUCUGCAGAUUGGUUCACACUAAUACAGUGUAUCUGGGGCGCGUGUUCCUGUCUCUUGACUUUAUGAUAUUUUGUAUCCGACUGAUGCAUAUAUUUAGUGUCAGCAAAGUGCUGGGGCCCAAGAUAAUUAUCCUGCGCCGGAUGGUGAAGGACAUAUUCUUCUUCCUUUUCCUUCUGGCCAUUUGGAUUAUAUCAUAUGGAGUUGCGAAGCAGGCCAUACUAACAACCAAUGAAACGCGGCUAGACUGGAUUUUCCGAAAUGUUGUAUAUGGCUCAUACUUGACCUUGUUUGGGCAGAUUCCAUCUGAAGUGGACAGAACACUACAAAUCAGGCUACUCCCACACUCACUGCAGAAAGUGCUGACAAAUGACAAAGUCAGCAAUGUUUUCCUGACUCUCAGACACAUUGCCAAUCAGACCCUUUUAUUUAAAUAUAUGGAAAGCCAGAUGGACACUGAUGCUGACAAGGCGAAAAAGACAAUUUUGUGUUGUGAUUCUAUUGUCACUUCUAUGCUCCGCCUGCUGAAAGUUGAGAAGGGAAAUGAGAGGAACCACAUAGAGGGGAGACUGGCUGUGCUUGAAGAGCAGAUGGCGCAGUCUUCUCGUUACCUCAGUUGGAUUAUCUCAGCUCUUACAGAAAAAGGCUUUAAUAGCAAAACGCGUAUACUAGCUCACACCAGCUCAUUAGACUCGGAAGACAAGGCCAAUAUUUCUUCUGUGAAUGAGAGGAACUGUCUGUAUCAUGUGAAUGCCAGGAUACUGCAAUAUCCAGAAUCCAAGAUUAUUCGAUAUCCAGUUCCAGAUGAGAUGGUACCAUGGGAGGUGGAUUUCGCGACCUAUGAUCCUCCAUUCUACAUUGCGCACCGGGAAGAUCGGGGGAGCUAUGAUCCACACUCAGAGGCUCAAACAAAAAGAGCAUAUAAUGCACUGGAUGGGCUAUUAGACCUGCAGAGCUCAUGUGGCACAUAUGUUGUACAAGACGGUCUUCCUCUGAACCCCAUGGGUCGCACAGGACUACGAGGAGUUGGGAGCCUACGUUGGUUUGGACCAAAUCACUCAUUACACCCAGUUCUGACACGGUGGUGUGCUGGCCCUUCAGGUUCAUUGGAAAAGAAGAUGUUGCAUAAGAAACUUGAGGUUCUGGUUGUGAAACGUUUUGAAAAUGAGCUUUGGGCACUGCCUGGGGGAACGUUGGGACCAGGAGAACUAAUUCCGACAAAGCUUCAGGCAAUUCUUAAACCCAGUUAUCUCACAGAGUUUCAGAGGCAUCUAGAGAAAGCAUCUGAGGUUUUCCGUGGGUAUUUGGACGACCCGAGGAAUACAGAUAAUUCCUGGAUUGAAACUGUGGCUCUUAACAUUCAUCUGGGAACCAAAGAGGAUGUGGAUAAUUUUAUAAUGAACUUAAAUGAAUCUGAUUUCUCAUUAUCUGUCCGCUGGCAACUGUUAGACAGAAAAAUCCCGCUGUACGCAAAUGAGAAGGACAUUCUCCAGAGGGCAGCAGAACAGCUUGACGCUCACUACUGAUCACAUGACUAAGAUUCCUAACAAUUUGUGCCAUGUUACCAAGUCCUAAAUAAACAGCUGAGCACCUCA